This is a messenger RNA of Diorhabda carinulata, 3364 nucleotides long. Its product is annotated as homeobox protein 2-like. The transcript has a single exon. The record is from RefSeq and is a predicted model, not a curated record. Lineage: Eukaryota; Metazoa; Arthropoda; Insecta; Coleoptera; Chrysomelidae. Bases 1201 to 1785 code for a protein of 194 amino acids.
AAGAAUUAGUCCAUUUUUUUUUCAUCUUUUGUAAUGAUUACCUCAAUAUAUAUCCCUUCUCUACCCCCGCAGUGCUCUAUACGAAUUUUCAUUUUUUAAAAAUUUUUCUUCUAUAGAAUGGAAUCGGAUUACCCAUUUUUAGAUAAUUACCUAUCGAUUUUUAACGUACCAGAACGAACCGCGCGGAAAUAAUCUUAAACGUAUUCUCGGCCAACUUGAAGUUCUUCAAAUCAUUCAUAAAUGCGUGUGCGGGAUAACGUAUCACUACCAUAUACUUUUUUUUAUAAAGUAUAGGUUUUAUUGUGGUUUCUCGAAUGUCACGUCUAAUUUCACAACGAUGAAACACCGGCUACACUGAUUUGUUUACUAUUGCGAGGAGUACUGCAUUCGUAGCUAAAGAUUUCACGGUCGCUGGCGUUUAAAGCAUGGGGAAUUCUUAUUAGAUUUUUAAGCUUGAUACUGUCUCCUCUCUUUGAUUCUUUUUUUCAUUAAAAAUUUGUGAGUUAUUUUCCUUCUAGUAGUUGAACUGAUGUAUGAUGUCACUUUUUUUUUGGUAUGAGCAUGACGUUAAAUAAUAAAGAAAUUGAAUUCUCACUUUUAUGAACCUACAAAAAGGGAUUUCAAUACAAAAUUUCGAUUUUUUAGUUCGAAAAAUUGCGAAAAACAUAGAGCGUCGAGACGCUCCGGCAGAUGAAUCGCGGGAUCAAUCCAUCAAAAUGUAACGACGCGACAGUUAACGAGCAUACCUAUAUCCGUCUCAUUCUAACAAGUAACAACACUAUCGGGCCUAUUGGACAUUUCGAACGCUCUCCGUCGCUGUGUUUGUUAAAAUAUUUUCCUGAGAUUUUUCGCGAACAUCGUCAUAUAUUUGACCUGUGAUAUCCUUUCCCGGGAUCAGAAGACGGUGCUAGUCAGUCGAUUUUCGUGUUUUCCGGGAUGAAAUACCCACGUGCAAGUCCGCAAUUUUGAUUCGUACCCAAACAAAGGACGACUCUCUACAGCCAUUCAUAUUGAUUUUCUGUGAUAAAGUGCUACAUAAAAACUUGUUGAUAUUCCCUUUCGCACUGUUUCUUAUAUUGUAAUAUUCCAGUUAUUCGCGGUAUUGUUUUAUAUAGUUAAAACCAGAAAUGAUUGCAAUUAAGAGUGAGUGGUUAUGAAAACAUCUAGUGCUUCAAUUUUUUGAUAUCCGGUCCAUUUAUUAUGGAAAUUUCGGACGAACCAUUGAAUCUUACACUGAAAAAAAUGCCGAUCGCGAUCGUAGCACCUUUUUCCGUUAUCGAAACGAACAAUAAAUUUAUCAAUAACAACGAAAUUAAUUUACCCGAUUUAAAUAAAUGUGAAGAUUUGCCUGAGGAUUUGUCUUUGAAGAAAAAUAACGAAGAAUGUUUAGAUUUAACAAAGAAUAAUAAUCAUACGGAACAGCUGAGAAAAUAUCUCUGUAAGAAUGAAGGGACUAGAAAUUCUUAUGAAAAAAACACGUUCAACGAUUAUUAUAAUAAUAAAUUAUCGCGCCGAGACAAUCCUCAAGAUAUUUAUAAUAAUUUGGACAAUAAUUUUCUAUCGAUGUGGUAUAUUAAUUCGUUUUUGAAUCAACAAAAUCCUUAUUUUAGUACCCCUCGACCGUAUCAACCGAAACCUAAUACUGAUCCUAAUUCCAACAAAAUUUUAAACAAUCUUUUAGAUAAAAAAACUGAUUCUUCAUAUAAAUUUCCAUCUAGUUUCGAUGCGUUGAUUAAAAACGAAAUGCAAAGUGAUAGUGAUGGUAAAAACAUAAAUAGAAGGUAAGAUUAAUGAGUAUUUUUCUAAAAUAAUUCAAAAGAAACGUGAAAAUAUGAGAAAAACAUGCAUGCUUUAUAUUCUGAUAUAAAACUGAUGUAAAAAAGUCUAUUACGUUUAGCGAAUAUAUCGUUUUCAAUAUAUGUUAGUCCCUAAUUUUGGAAACACUCAUAUAUAGCUAGUGACCAAAUUUGUCUGAGUUAUUGCACCUUGCAAUGAUGCAUCUGUGUCUGGGAUGGUUAUCCCACACUUUUGAAAAAAUUCCUCAAGCCUUUUUUAUUGUCUCAGUAAUUUUGGAACUAAAUUGACAUACUUUGCUCCUUUGCUAAUUUAAUUUUAAUAGCUUUGUCUUUCAUAUUUUCGUCAAUUCCUUCUUCCUCAUCUUCUUCUAUUCUGUGGUUGAUACAACAAUGCUUUCGUCGGCCAUCACCAUUCUCAUCAUAUGUCCGUACCAGAGCAGUUGCUUAGUCUAUAUUCUCUCUGAAACCGUGUAUACUCGUCGUAUAUCUUCAUUCCGUAUAUGCUCUGGAUUUUCUGCACGAUAUAGAGUCCAUUUCCGCAGCCAGCACUCAUAUCCAUACGUUAAAACAUUAUGACUUUGUAUAUUGUAAUUUUUGUUUUUAGGUUAAUUUUUCUGACCAUAACAAUGGGUUCAAAAUUUUUGUAGCUUUUUGCACUCUAUUUCUUAUAUCGUCUUUUGCAAAUAAAUAUUCAAAUUACAGCUUCGGAAUCAAAAAAUAUCAUUAGUAUGACCUCUUCGGCUGAAGUUUGUAUCUUGAAUAAUUUCGACGUUGGUGAACCUCGAUGUUUCCACUCAUUUCUCUGAAUUUUGGUGUUUACAUCAUUACUUAUCAUCCAUCUAUCCAUUGUGCAUUUUUUCCAUGUUGAGGUCGGUAGUGAUUAUAAUAUGAACCACAUGCUAUGAAAGACCACUAUCUUGAUUAAUUUAUCUAAUAGAUCAUCACACGACAUCAUGUACUUUUUGUUCAAGUGUGGCAGCGAUUGUGGAUGCUCUAUUUGCAUGUUCAUCUAUCACAUUUAUAUUCAAGAUAACGCCCUUUCACUAAGUCAUAUGAAAGUACCGAUUCUCCUGAUUGAUUCACAAAAUUUCUAUGAAUUUUUAUCGGGCUCAACCCUUUUAAACGCAAGUAUUUGAGCACUACACGUUGCUCGACAUCCUUUCUGAUAUUGAGAUGUGGCUUUCUCGAAAUCGGACUUGAAGUCAUGCUUCAGAAGUUUCAAACUUGUCACUAUUUAUCUGGAUUCUAUAUAUAAUAGGUUACAAUGUGAGUUGAUGAUAAAUAAUUAUUUUGAUGAAUAAAUAGGUCAAAUAUCCUAUACAUGUUAUUUUAUAAUCUUUGUUUUUAAAAAUUGAAAUAACAAUAAAGAAUAAACUCAAUAUUAAAUGUGUACAUAUAAUUAGUUUUCUGGAGAAAUGCACUUCAACGUUCGCCACGAUUCCGGAAACCAGAGAGUCGUUACGCAUUUUCAGUACAAGGUACUUUUUCAUUCAAAAUAUCUAAACUGAACUACUAACCGGGUCAAAUUGAAAUCGUUGAACAAAGAGACGUUCAGAAAAAGAAGAAAA